AUGCCUAGAGGAGACAUACAAUAUUCAACAAAAUAUGAAGACAAUAUGUAUAUUUACAGGCACGUAAUCUUACCAGACGACAUGGCCAAACACGUACCUAAGACUCAUUUAAUGACUGAAACUGAGUGGCGAAAUCUUGGCAUUCAAAUGACAUCUGGCUGGAUGCAUUACAUGAGAUAUGACCCAGAGCCUCAUAUAGUGCCAUUCAGAAGACUUAAAAAUACAAAUGAUUCUCAAACAACGCAAUAA
Macrosiphum euphorbiae (potato aphid) is the source of this 249-nucleotide messenger RNA. The record is from the annotation of a GenBank genome assembly. NCBI's taxonomy places the organism in Eukaryota, Metazoa, Arthropoda, Insecta, Hemiptera, Aphididae.